Molecule: messenger RNA, 1419 nt
Organism: Fragaria vesca subsp. vesca
Lineage: Eukaryota; Viridiplantae; Streptophyta; Magnoliopsida; Rosales; Rosaceae
Exons: 4
Coding region: 171-1088 (305 amino acids)
Source: RefSeq, a predicted model, not a curated record
ACAGCAGCAGCGGGAGCUCGAAACGAGCCCGGAACCCAUGACCGGAAUCCCCUACCCAUGAGCCUCUCGUCCCUCCUACUUCCCCAAGGUUUGAGUUUUGGAGCGUUCUUGGUUGAUAGUUUUGUGGAAGAAGUAUUUUGGUAGCUGAAUUGUUUGAGUAAACGAAAACCAUGUCUGGUAGAAAUCGUGGACCGCCUCAUGCUGCGCUACCACCUCCCAUGCAUGAUGCCCCGUAUGGAAGAGGACAUGGGCUGGUGCCCCAUCCUGUGUUGCUUGAGGAAAUGAGAGAAUCCCAGCACGGUAUGGGUCCCAGGUCGCUUCCUCCUCACCCUGCGAUCAUUGAGGAACAUCUUGCGGCGCAGCUUCAAGAUAUUCAGGGUCUUUUGGUUGAUAACCAGAGGCUGGCUGCCACUCAUGUUGCUCUUAAGCAGGAAUUGGAAGCUGCCCAGUUUGAGUUGCAACGCAUGGCUUACCAUGUUGAUUCACUGCGGUCGGACAAGGAUGUGCAGAUGAGGGAAUUGUAUGACAAGUCUGUGCGUUUGGAAGUGGAUCUUCGUGGGGUUGAGGCUAUGCGGGCUGAGCUUCUUCAGGUUCGCGCUGAUAUCAAGGAACUCACUGUUGCGAGGCAAGAGCUCUCUGGCCAGGCGCAAGCGAUGACCCAAGAUUUGGCUAGAAUCAAUGCUGACUUGCAACAGGCACCGGCUUUAAGAGCAGAAAUUGAAUCUAUGAAACAAGAACUGCAGCGUGCUAGAGCUGCCAUUGAGUAUGAAAAGAAGGGGUAUGCAGAGAAUUAUGAGCAUGGUCAGGUGAUGGAGAAGAACUUGAUCUCAAUGGCUAGGGAGCUGGAGAAACUUCGUGCAGAAAUUGCUAAUACUGACAAGAGGGCACGUGCUUCAGCUGCUGUUGGAAAUCCCAGUGGAGGUUACAAUGCAAAUUAUGGUAAUCCUGAAGCAGGAUAUGCAGGAAAUCCUUAUCCUGCCACCUACGGCAUGAACCCUGUACAGAAUGCUGCUGAAAAUUUUCCUCAGUAUCCUAUGCCCGGUGCUUGGGGUGCAUACGACAUGCAGCGAGCUCAGGGACACAGAUAAGGUAGUUCAUCUCCUGAGCUACAUUCUGAUGGUAUCCUGGCUUCAGCGCAUAGAUAUUUAGGUCUGUAACUGAAGUGCUAUCUCAUUAUAGACCUUUUGGAAGCUUUUCUUGUUCAUUUAGUGUUUAGGAAUUCUACCUAAACAUAUCACGGGUCCUAUUACCUUGUUGGUGUACUACACUACUUAUAGUUUGGUUUCCUGUGAUGCUUUGUCUGCACCAGCUUCUCUAGAUGCAUUUCAUAUUGAUAUUUAUGAUAUUUUGUCUUAUUGCACAAACUCUGUCCACUGUCAUAUUUAUAUCAGAUCAUUUUAUUUUCUCUCUUUCAAAGAA